This is a messenger RNA of Penicillium malachiteum, 966 nucleotides long. RefSeq names its product sedoheptulose-1-7-bisphosphatase. Gene Ontology annotation, cellular component: cytoplasm. Bases 1 to 966 code for a protein of 321 amino acids. The record is from RefSeq and is a predicted model, not a curated record. NCBI's taxonomy places the organism in Eukaryota, Fungi, Ascomycota, Eurotiomycetes, Eurotiales, Aspergillaceae. Gene Ontology annotation, molecular function: fructose 1,6-bisphosphate 1-phosphatase activity. Gene Ontology annotation, biological process: sucrose biosynthetic process; fructose 6-phosphate metabolic process; gluconeogenesis. The transcript has a single exon.
AUGGCAAAUGAUCUUAAAGCUCUUUUGUCGCCAUACGGCCGCCCUUCUCUAUGCGACUCGGUCCUUCCAGCACUCCUAGAGGGCAUCUCCGGCAUCGCAAAGGCGCUCAACCAGUCACAAAAUAUCAGUCUUGCUGGGACCAACAACGCAUUUGGUGAUGGCCAACUGAACGUCGACGUCUCUUCAGAGAAUCUCAUUAGAGAAGCGCUCGCAAAAUGUCCCUCUGUCAUCACAGCAAGCAGUGAAGAGGAUCCUGUGGAACGACUCAACCAAGCUCAGAGUGGCGCUCUCGGAUCUGAAAGAUACACCGUCGCCUUUGACCCUCUAGAUGGGAGCUCGAUCAUAGCUCCCAACUGGACUGUGGGGACUAUCAUUGGGAUCUGGGAAGGCGACUCUGCGCUAAAUCAGCCAGUGGAUAAACAAAUCGCCGCAAUCUUGGGUGUUUACGGCCCACGCACCACAGCCAUUGUCGCAGUGAGAGUUCCUGGAAGCGAACCAUGCUGUCUUGAAAUUGGAAUCGGACAGGAGCCAUAUAGCUAUGAGAUCGUACGAACGAACGUGCGACUCGCCGAAGCCCCAUUCAAGACACGAUAUUUCGCCCCUGCGAAUCUUCGUGCUGCUGCAGAGAGUGAGGCUUACAUGCGCCUUGUCACGCACUACAUAGAGCAAAAGUACACCUUGCGCUAUAGUGGUGGAUUGGUCCCGGAUGUAGUCCAUGCGCUAGUUAAGGGACACGGGAUUUAUGUUUCACCUGUCACGGGCGCGAGCAAGGCAAAGCUGCGCCGGCUGUAUGAGCUUCUCCCUAUUGCAUUGAUCGUCGAGUGUGCUGGAGGGAAGGCUGUCGAUCCUUCGAGCGGAGAAGAUAUUCUGAGUCGGCCAUUGGACAAUUGUAAUGAGAGAGCGGGCCUAGUCUGUGGAACAAUGGAGGAAGUGGAUUUUGUGAAGAGGACAUUGCUUAACGCAUAA